CAAGUGCGAAAGAUUUAGUUUCAACCUUACUCAAUGACGUAUGCCGGUAUAACGUGCGACGUGAUCCUAUUUCGAUCACGCCGAUCGCCACCGAUCGCGGUAACGCGAACGGACCGAAGUGGGGCACGAUCCGCUACGAAUAGGUUGCGGUGUCGCCGCAGAGGGGCGGGAGGUUGAACGGAGGCGCUCACUCACGUGUCUCAGAACGUGCGGCCGGCGCGGAUCGGCGACGGCGCGACGGCGACGGCCCGCGACUCAAUCGCGAGAAAAUUGCCAACGUCGGGCAGUGCAUUCUAUCGCACGCGUAAGAGAUCAUCAUCGAACAUUGUACUAACACCGUCGAUCUUCCAUCGUUAAUCUCGAGCGUAGAGUGAAGUGAGAGAUGAACCGCGAACUCGACGCGAGCGCGUCGCGCGCGUGAGGGACGUUUUUUCGGAGAAAGAAUUAAUAUACGUUUUUUUUUUUUUUCCAAAGAGAACUAUUUUAUUCGAAAAAUAGAGAGGGAGAUUGCACAAUGGAGGAAGUAUCCGUGGAGAACGCCAAGGUGUCGGACUCCGGAUACUCCAAUACUUGCAGCAACAGUCAAUCGCAACGAAGCAGCGGCUCCGAAAGCAGUGGCUAUUGCGAUAGGAAUCCGUCAACUUUGGGGUCCAGCAAUGAGACGCUCCCGCAGCCGAUCAGCAAGAGAAAGGACAAGGAGUACAAGAAGAAGAAGUCGAAAACAGUAUCGGCGCUUAACGCCUCCGAGACGAAAGUCGGCGCUUUGAAGACGUCGAACGCGUUGCCGGAGGUCGCGUCUUACAACACCAUCACCCCCACAAACACCGGCGUGCUUGACAAGAAACCAGAAGAGGUAGCCGUGGAAUUAGUGGAUGCAACAGAUCCUGGCGAACACAACAGUGAUAUAGUCGCAGAUCUGGAAGCAACAGGGCUUGCUUCGCGGACGACCUCUCUGGACGAUUCUACGUCUCAGGCCAACGAGGGAUUUUGUGCGGUGAUUUCAAUGCACGACGGCCUCGUGUUGUACACAACCCCGUCGAUAGUCACUGCCCUCGGCUAUCUCAAGGAUGCCUGGAUUGGCCGAUCCUUCAUCGAUUACGUACAUCCGAAGGAUAAGAAUACCCUGGCCGAUCAGAUCAAUGCCAUCGCUUCGCCACAGGAAGAACGGUCUAAAGGCAUCAAUGAUAGAAGGGCGAGCUUGUUCUGCGGCUUGCGAAGGUUCACCAGAUGCAACGUGCCAAACGGACAUUGCGCGGACGUUAGAUCGAACUUGUACUUGACAUUUCAUCUGACCCUAUCGUUCCGUGAUUUCCGGGACCGGACGGCCGAACAAAAGCCCAGCAACCGAGCUAUGUUUCUCGUAGUUACCGCACAACCCGUCCAUUCCGCAUACAAAGCGCCAGAAGAAACAAUAAUAUCUUCGAUAUUCACGACCUGCCACACCGCGACAUGCUAUUUAUCUCAUGUCGAUCCCGACGUAGUCCAAUACUUCGGCUACCUACCACAGGAUAUGAUUGGCCGUUCGCUGUUUGACUUCUACCAUCCCGAGGAUCUACCCUUCAUCAAAGACAUCUAUGAGACUGUGAUCAGGCUCGAAGGCUCUUCCUUCAGGUCGAAGCCGUACAGAUUCGCCGUGCAGAACGGAGGCUGCGUCGUCCUCGAGACCGAAUGGUCAUCCUUUAUCAAUCCCUGGACGAAAAAACUAGAGUUUGUCGUAGGUCAGCACCGGGUGCUCAAAGGGCCGGUGAAACCAGACAUCUUCCGCGUGCCGUCCGACACCGGUUGCAGCUAUCUGGCCAGUAUAAGUGAGGAGGUGCUGAAGGAGGCUAAGAUCAUUCAGGGCGAGAUACGAGCGCUCCUCGACGAGAGCGUCCAGCGAAUGUCAGAUAUAACUGAGCUCGACGUAUCAAAACGAUGUAAGGAUCUAGCGUCUUUUAUGGAAAAUCUGCUCCAGGAAACGAAGGCGCUUGGCGUCAGGAAGGAUGGACUUCUCACGGCGGACGAACUUAGGAGUUUUUCGGGAUCACGCAAUCCCUUGUUGCAGGAGCAUGAUAGCGUGAUGCUCGGUGAGAUCUCGCCCCAUCACGAGUACUACGACAGCAAGUCCUCCACGGAGACGCCACCGAGUUACAAUCAGCUUAAUUAUAACGAGAACAUCGAGCGUUUCUUCAAGAGCAAACCGCUCGUCACCACCAUAUACGGCAGCGACGAGGAGAAUGUCAAUUCCAGCAAUGACGAAGGGGCGAGGAAGUACAUGUCGCUGAUAAACGGCAGCGGUGCGAGCGGCAGCGGUAGCGCCGAGAAUUUGAGCAGCGGUUCCAACAAUCAGACGAGCUCGGCCAGUCGAGGUGACACCUUUAACAUCACAAGCAAUAGCAACGCGACGGAGAGUUUCAAACUACCCACGUUGACUGAGUCACUGCUGAAUCGCCACAACGAGAACAUGGAGAAGCUAAUGAUGCAGAAACAUCGAGAGCUGCGUUCCAGCAUCAAGAACAGUGACAAGCUGAAGGACUCCCGCAUCAAGACCGAGAAGGGCAACGCGACCGACCAGAGCACCCAUUACGUGAAUCAGAGUCACGGGAUCAAGAGGAGCUGCAGUCAUAGUUGGGAGGGUGAUAGCUAUAAGAUAUCAAAACACGAUAAAAUCUCGAGGACGAGCACGGCAGGUCCGGCGAACCUGACGACCACCGUCACCAGUAUGAGUCUUGAUCAGUCGACUGUGGUGCAAACGGGGACGAAUAUUAACCUGUGGCCACCGCUGUCAGUUACCGUGCCCCCCUCCUCCGCAUCUGCUCAACCUUGCAGUUCCUUCCACAACACCAAUUCGGAGACGACACCGAGAUUUUCCUUAUUUUCACCGGUGAUACCGGUAUAUUACGUGCCGAUGUCGCAACCCAGCGAAUCCACGGCGCCGAUGUCAUCACCCCAGAAGAAACUCGAUCCACCCUGGUCGAUGCAAUCGAUGCAGCAUCCUUACAUGUCCUAUGUUACAACAUCGAUGACCGGGAUGAUUUAUCCAGCCAUGAUCGGCGCGCCGCCGCCGUGCGCGAUGAUGUAUCAGCCGUUUUUGAUACCGGAGCAAGCGCCGGCGCGCGAAACCAACCAACAACCGUCCAACAAGUGUCCGGAUCAUAAACGACCGGAUAGUCAAGCAACGAGUGUCAAGGCCGAACCGGGGAGUAUAAUGGCCAUGUCCGAGUUCUCCAAGAAGAUCCUGUCGCCGGGCGGGCUGUUCUCGUCGUGCGUGAGCAAUGACGGCGGCUGUUCAAGCGUGGCGGAUCUCGUGACGCCGAUGAGCAUGAAGGAGCAUCGUCGGACGACCGAUUACAAGGAGGACGAGUCGAGUUUAUCCAGCUUCUACAGCAGCUUCUUGUACAAGAGCAGCGACAGCAGCUGCAAUCCAGACCAGAAGACGUGCGAGGUCUCCUCCGAGGAACACACCAAGUGUCAUCAAGGAAUGCGAAAAAAGGAGCCGCCCUGGUUGGAGGGCGUUCAAUUGACGCCGGAAUUGAUCUACAAAUACCAGAUGCAUCCGAAGACGUUGAACGAUGUGCUGAAGGUCGACAUGGAUGCGAUGAAGAAGUUCAAUCAACCGUUUCUGGUGAACGAUCAGCUGGGACAACUUUAUCUGGAUCUGGAGCUGGAGGGCUUUGGUACGGAACUCGUUCUCGAGGAUGGGAUCACGUCGAACGGAAGCGACAGCGGCAGCAGCAACGGCAAUUGGACCGAGUCGCAGCGCAAGCAGAGAAAAAUGGUGAAGUACGGCAAACUGGUAAUGAUCCAUGAAGAGAAUGCGCCUCUACCGCCUCCAUUAGCAUCUUAAGAUUAUAUCUUGCCAACAUUCGUAGGAAAUGCAGUCGGGCAGACCUAAAAUAUCCUUGAGCUUAAAGUGACGUUCGUUUCGUCAUGCUUGCAUUUCUUUCAAAUAGGUACAAUCUUCAGAUUAUAUUCUCGUACUCUCUUUCUCUUCCACUUAGAUAUACAUUUGGUUUUUAAGAGUUAUCGAACAAUUUAACUUUCGUCUCGAGUAAUUUUUAAUUUAAUAUAUAAUAAUUACAUAUAUAAUAUAAGAAUAUAUACAAUUUAAUAUAUAUUUUUAAUAUGUAAAGAACAAUAAUUCUCUCAUUGCGCUGUUAUGUAUGUUUUCGAUUACUUGUUUAUACUCGAGAUAAAAAAAUUAAAAUUUACUCUUGAAAUUUUAAGAUUAAACUAAUUUUUAGUCGUGUUAAAAUAUUUGAAGGUGUAAUGUUUUUUUUGUAACUAUAAGUACUCUAUUCUAUUUUCCAACACCUCGUUAAACUCAUCGAUCAGAUAUUGAUGAAGGUUAAAUUCUUUCUUUGAUACGUAAUAUUUAUCGGCAAAUUUUAAUCGAAUGACAGAGAAUGAAUAUAAUUUUUUGAGAGUCAAUUGAACAAUUCUAAUGGAGAAACGACAAAUAUGGAUCGAUGUGUACAUAAACACAUACAGACAUACACACACACAUACACACACACACACACACACACAC
Molecule: messenger RNA, 4510 nt
Organism: Formica exsecta
Lineage: Eukaryota; Metazoa; Arthropoda; Insecta; Hymenoptera; Formicidae
Gene: per
Product: period circadian protein
Exons: 17
Coding region: 515-3826 (1103 amino acids)
Biological process (GO): circadian regulation of gene expression; negative regulation of transcription by RNA polymerase II; entrainment of circadian clock by photoperiod
Cellular component (GO): cytoplasm; nucleus
Molecular function (GO): transcription corepressor binding; transcription cis-regulatory region binding
Source: RefSeq, a predicted model, not a curated record